AUGCCAUCACCCUCCGUCGACCUCACGCGCAGGUUUCUCAACCCGAAAUAUGCAGAUUUGCACGUCCGAUGCGGCGAGAAGUCUUUUCACAUCCAUAGAGCCGUAGUAUGCUCGGCCUCGGAGGUUCUCGCGAUGGAGGUAGACAACAAUAUUAUUGAGGCCAACAUGCGAGUCAUCGAGCACACGCGCUUCGAUGCGGCUACUAUGGACAAGAUGUUCCAGUACCUGUAUCGUGGAGACUACACCUUCGACCCGGCAGACUCAAUGGCAACGAUUGUUCCUGGCGAUGACACUGCGAUUAAGGCUUUGUCGCUUCUCUCAAUCGACGAGAACGCUUCGAACGAAGCUGUGCAUCGACUUGCAAGCCAUGUACGCGUCCAUGCGGCCGCAGGACACUAUGAGUUGGAAGAUCUGGAGCAACUGGCAGUAGCCAAAUUCUCGCUCGAACGAGAACGAUUUGAACCACUUUCUUCGAGAGACCUGAUCGCCAUUGUAGUGGUCGUGGACGACCACCCGUCAAACGCGGCAACCGAGCUCCGGCGAGAAGCUCUGGGUACAGCUCUCAGCAAUCGGAAGAAGUAUCUCGCGAGUCCGGAGUUCCUUCGUAGCUUGCUCGAGCAGCACGAGCUUCGAGCGUUUGCCUCGAGCUUCUUUGAAGGAGUUACAAGUUACCACGAAAGCGAGUUGGACAACGUGGUGCAAGACUUCAGCUCAGAGAUUCACAAGCUGCAACGCGAGCUACAUGAUGUCAGCUGCGAGAAGAAUGCCGCAUAUCUCGACAGCAAAGCGCACAGCUCCGAUGUGAAGAGCCUCUGGACGAUCGAGAAAGCAGAACUUCAGCGAGAGCUCGUCCUUUCACGGACUUCGCGCGAUAUUGAUCUGAAGGAGAAGGAAGAAUGUCACGAGCGUGUCGUGCGUGGUCUCAAUUCUGAAAAGGUCAAACUGAAGUCCGAACUGGUAGCUGCUCAGUCGAGAAACGACACCUUGCAAGCAAGGCAAUUACUCCACAAUGCCACCAUCGCUUCUCUAGAGCGCCAGAAGGAGAUCCUCCAGACGAGUGGCAACGCCAGUGCGGAGAACUACCAGAAGAUGCAUCAGGUCGUCGAUCAACUAGUCGAGCUGAAUCGCAGCAGUCAAUGCCGCCAUUGCGGCUAUGACUUCAUCUACGAGUUAGAGCGCUGGGGCGAAACCGGGUAUCUGGCACGAUGUGUGGUGUGUCGAACUCGGCACUUUGCUGGUCCAAAUGAUGGCUGCAUUUGA
This is a messenger RNA of Ramularia collo-cygni, 1260 nucleotides long. RefSeq lists its product as uncharacterized. The coding region runs from base 1 to 1260 and encodes 419 amino acids. Lineage: Eukaryota; Fungi; Ascomycota; Dothideomycetes; Mycosphaerellales; Mycosphaerellaceae. Gene Ontology annotation, molecular function: protein binding. The transcript has 2 exons. The record is from RefSeq and is a predicted model, not a curated record.